Messenger RNA from Eurytemora carolleeae, 2404 nucleotides. RefSeq names its product DNA replication licensing factor mcm7 (gene Mcm7). Gene Ontology annotation, molecular function: ATP binding; single-stranded DNA binding; single-stranded DNA helicase activity. The record is from RefSeq and is a predicted model, not a curated record. Gene Ontology annotation, biological process: DNA replication; DNA strand elongation involved in DNA replication; DNA replication initiation. NCBI's taxonomy places the organism in Eukaryota, Metazoa, Arthropoda, Copepoda, Calanoida, Temoridae. Gene Ontology annotation, cellular component: nucleus; MCM complex. Bases 69 to 2255 code for a protein of 728 amino acids. The transcript is spliced from 14 exons.
AUUUACAUCAUAAGCAUUUUUUUCGAUUCGUGCUUAAAUGUUCUCAAUGUUUUAUUUCAGUGGAUAUAAUGGCCAAGAAAACUGACUACAAUGCCAUUAAGGCUAAACUGAAGGAGUUUCUGACUAGUUUCACAAGGACGGACGAGAACGGCCGGAAACAGUUUCCUUACGCCGAACAGAUAACUAACAUCGCACACAGAGAGCAGAACAGUCUUGUGCUUGACCUAGACGAUGUUGCAGAGUUUGACCAAGAUCUAGCCGAAGCAGUUCGUGGAAACACCCGUAGAUAUGUUUCGCUGGUUGAAGACGUGAUAGACACCCUGAUCCCUGAAUACAAGGAGAGAGAACCAGCUGCCAAGGAUGUUCUUGAUGUUUACAUUAAUCAUCGGAAACUAAUGACCGCGAACAUUCGUGGUGAGGAACCAGCACACACUCGAGGAGGAAACAACGAUAUCCCUCCCUCACUACUCAGGAGGUUCGAGGUCCUCAUCAAACCCCAAUCCUCGGACAAGGUUGUCCACAUCAGGGAUAUCAAGGCCGAGUAUAUCGGGAAACUUGUCACACUCAAGGGAAUCGUGACGAGAUGUACCGAGGUCAAACCUAUGAUGCAGGUUGCUACCUAUACUUGUGACAAGUGUGGAGUAGAAACGUAUCAAACCAUCAACGGAACCUCCUUCAUGCCCCUGCUCAGCUGCCCGGGAGAGGACUGCAGGGUCAACAGGUCGGGCGGCAGACUGACCCUCAUGUGUCGCGGAAGCAAGUUUACCAAGUUCCAGGAGCUGAAGAUUCAGGAGCAUAGUGACGUAGUUCCAACUGGACAUAUUCCUCGCAGUGUUACUAUUUUCUGCAGGGGCGAGGUCACUAGAGCCUGUGUCCCUGGAGAUCACGUGACAGUAUCUGGUAUCUAUCUACCCUUGAAGAAGGAAGGAUUCCAGGCAAUGAUGGGAGGACUCGUCUCAGAAACCUUCAUCGACGCUCACAAGAUCGUCAAGAUCAACAAGACGGACGACGAUGCUGUGGAUGAGGAGGAGUUGAGCCAGGAGGAGCUCAAGUCCUUGGCUGGAGAGGAUUUCUAUGAGAAGCUGGCUGCUUCAAUUGCUCCAGAGAUCUACGGGCACGAGGACGUCAAGAAAGCCUUGUUGCUCCUCUUGGUCGGGGGAGUUGAUAAAAACCCUGCUGGAAUGAAGAUUCGUGGAAAUAUCAACGUCCUACUGAUGGGAGACCCUGGAGUAGCUAAGUCCCAAUUGCUUGGUUAUAUAGAUCGUCUAGCUCCAAGGUCCCAGUAUACCACAGGCAGAGGUAGCUCGGGAGUCGGUCUAACCGCUGCUGUUGUCAAGGAUCCUUUAACUGGUGAGAUGACUCUUGAAGGAGGAGCACUGGUUCUUGCUGAUCAGGGUAUCUGCUGUAUUGACGAGUUCGAUAAAAUGGACGAAGGUGACAGAACUGCUAUUCACGAGGUAAUGGAACAGCAGACUAUUUCUAUCGCAAAGGCCGGUAUCUUGACAAGCCUGAACGCCAGGGUAUCCAUCCUAGCCGCAGCUAAUCCUGCUUAUGGACGGUAUAACAGUAAGAGAAGUAUCUCCGACAAUAUUAAUCUCCCAGCUGCUCUUCUUUCAAGAUUUGAUCUUCUCUGGCUCAUAGCUGACAAAUCUGAUCGAGAGAAUGAUCUUCGUCUGGCGAAGCACAUCACCUACGUUCACCAACACAACACCAAUCCUCCCCAGCAGUAUGCGCCCCUGGAUAUGAAGAUUAUGCGCAGAUAUAUCGCGCUCUGUAAGAAGCAGACGCCCGUCAUCCCUGCCGCGCUCUCAGAUUUUAUUGUCGGCGCGUACUGUCAGAUGCGUCAAGAAGCAAGGCAAGACAAGGCGGAGAAUAACUCUCGUAACAGUACCUUCACCUCCGCCCGUACUCUUCUCGCAAUCCUACGCCUUGCCACCGCCCUCGCCAGGCUUAGGAUCGUCAACACCGUGGAAAAGGACGACGUUAAGGAGGCGAUGAGACUGAUGGAGAUGUGCAAGGACAGCUUGAAGGACAAGGGAACUGGUAGGACGGUGACCAAGAUAGUGGACCAGGUUUACAACACAAUCAGAAAUAUGAGGGAUGGACAGACCACUCUCAAGGUUCAGGAUGUCAGAGACAGGUGUACUGCGAAGGGGUUCAAGCAGGCUGACGUAGACAAGUGUUUGGAGGAUUACGAGGAGCUUGAUAUCUGGCAGCUCAACCAGGCCAGAACCAAGCUCACCUUUGUUCAAUAAAUCUUCAAAACCAAGUUCUUAAACCUUCGACUUUCACUCCGAGUACAGAAAUCUGCCAAACUUUUAUCAGAUCAGAAAAUAGUACAAAUUAUUUUAAACAUGUUUGUACUUCUGCAUUUUACUAAUAUACAUAUAUCUGGAAAGUAUUA